Messenger RNA from Moesziomyces aphidis, 549 nucleotides. NCBI's taxonomy places the organism in Eukaryota, Fungi, Basidiomycota, Ustilaginomycetes, Ustilaginales, Ustilaginaceae. The record is from the annotation of a GenBank genome assembly.
AUGGAGUCUACUAAGGUCCCCGUCAAGCUCGCUCGCCCCAGCAGUAGCAGUAGCAGAAGCAGCAUUCGACACGCAGUAGCAGCGGCAGCAGCAGCGGCAUCCAGCAUCAGCAUCGACACAUACAGCACUAUCAACAGCUACUUCGCCGACAGUUCUGAUGCCGGUAUUCGCGCCAAUAUGGGUGGAAACUUCGUCUUCGCUGGGCAUACGCGCAAACCGGGCGUCUCAGCGUUCGACAUUAGGACCGACGAUCCCAAUCUCUACAUUUGCUUACGACCCGACACAUUCAACUGCAUUGCUGCUGUCCUCCACAUUGCUACCUCGCUUCUCGACAUGCUGCUCCGGCGAAGGACGACGUGCCGCUCUUCGACCGAGCUCGUUACCAAGGUCCUCGGCCGUACCGGCUCGCGCGGUGGUAUCAUCCAGGUUCGCGUCGAGUUCAUGGACGAGACCCGCCGAUCGAUCAUCCGCAACGUCAAGGGCCCCGUCAAGGUCGACGACAUCCUUGCCCUCCUCGAGUCCGAGCGUGAGGCCCGACGACUCCGAUAA